AUGUCUCAACAAGCUAAUAGUAUCAGAAGAAAGUUGGUCAUCGUAGGUGAUGGUGCCUGUGGUAAAACUUGUCUGUUGAUUGUCUUCUCAAAGGGUCAAUUCCCAGAAGUUUAUGUUCCAACCGUGUUUGAAAACUACGUGGCUGACGUCGAAGUCGAUGGUCGUCGUGUAGAAUUGGCUCUAUGGGAUACUGCCGGUCAAGAAGAUUACGAUAGAUUAAGACCUUUAUCUUAUCCAGAUUCCAACGUUGUCUUAAUUUGUUUUUCUAUUGAUUUACCUGAUUCUCUGGAGAACGUUCAAGAAAAAUGGAUUGCAGAAGUAUUACAUUUCUGUCAAGGUGUUCCAAUCAUCCUGGUAGGUUGUAAAGUGGAUCUAAGAAACGAUGGGCAAGUGAUGGAGGCUCUAAGAGAAGUAGGUCAACAACCAGUAUCUACUACUGAUGGUCAAGCUGUAGCAGAACAAAUCGGUGCUACAGGUUACUAUGAAUGUUCUGCAAAGACAGGAUUUGGGGUUAGAGAAGUCUUUGAAGCAGCUACAAGAGCUUCAUUGAUGGGUAAGUCAAAGACUAAUGGGAAAACUAAGAAAAACUCAAACUCUGAUAAGAAGAAGAAGAAGAGAAAGUGUACUCUAUUAUAA
Maudiozyma barnettii is the source of this 636-nucleotide messenger RNA. It is a transcript of the gene RHO1, whose product is annotated as Rho family GTPase RHO1. Gene Ontology annotation, biological process: small GTPase-mediated signal transduction. The coding region runs from base 1 to 636 and encodes 211 amino acids. The transcript has a single exon. The record is from RefSeq and is a predicted model, not a curated record. NCBI's taxonomy places the organism in Eukaryota, Fungi, Ascomycota, Saccharomycetes, Saccharomycetales, Saccharomycetaceae. Gene Ontology annotation, molecular function: GTP binding; GTPase activity.